Messenger RNA from Schistocerca piceifrons (Central American locust), 3637 nucleotides. RefSeq names its product aminopeptidase N-like. The record is from RefSeq and is a predicted model, not a curated record. Lineage: Eukaryota; Metazoa; Arthropoda; Insecta; Orthoptera; Acrididae. Gene Ontology annotation, cellular component: cytoplasm. The transcript is spliced from 16 exons. Gene Ontology annotation, biological process: proteolysis; peptide catabolic process. Gene Ontology annotation, molecular function: peptide binding; zinc ion binding; metalloaminopeptidase activity. The coding region runs from base 105 to 2936 and encodes 943 amino acids.
CACGUGGUCGCCACUCGGUGUGCUGAUAUAGCAGGAGGCAGAAGCGUGGCGUGCCAGCGCCUGGAGAGGCCUGCAGGACACUGCCGCCGACAAGCCCCUGCAGGAUGUACGCCCGCCGCCUGCUGGUGCUGCUUGUGGCGGCGUCGACGUCGUCGUCAUGGGGGCAGGACCACGGGCCGCCCGGCCAGGAGACGACGGUGGCGCGACUGCCGCUGGAGGCUGUGCCCUACCACUACGAGCUGGAGCUGGCGCCCUACUUCCAGCCAGAGGGGGACUUCCAGGCGCUGGACGUGGACGGGCAGGUCACCAUCCACCUGGAGGUGCAGGACAGCCAGACGGACACGAUUACACUGCACGCCGGUGAUUCGGUGACCAUAGACCCAGCUGACAUCAGGGUGAGGAGCACUGCUGAGGACGGCAGCGAGCAGGAGUUCACAGUGGACGACGCGACGCGGGACUGGGACAGCGAGAUGGUCAACAUAUCGCUGGGCACGCAGCUGUCUGGAGAACUGAGCCUGGUCGUGCCAUUCCGGUCGCGGCUGCGCACCGACAUGGACGGCUUCUACCUCAGCGAGUACCAGGCUGGCGGGCAGACCCGGUACCUGGCGGCGACGCAGUUCGCCCCCAUGAGCGCCCGCAAGGCGUUCCCCUGCUUCGACGAGCCGGCGCUCAAGGCCAACUUCAGCGUGGCCGUGUACCCGCCCGCCGGCUACGCCGCGCUCUCCAACGGCGCCCUGGACUCGGCGACAGCUGCCGCCACCCGCCACACUCGCAGGACCCUGCCGGCAGCGGAGAGUCGCGGCGCCGUGACGUUCGAGACGACGCGGCCGAUGCCCACCUACCUGGUGGGGGUGGUCGUCUACGACGCGGAGACCUUCACCGCCGACGAGAGGCCGGCCUCCGAGUCGUGGGGCGCCCUGCGGGUCUGGUCGAGGCAGGACACGGCCGACCAGCGCGGCCUGGCGCAGGACGUGGCCGCCGCCGCGCUCGACUACCUGGGCGGCCUCUUCCCGGACUUCUUCCGGUACAUGGUACCCAAGAUGGACCAGGUCGCUGUCCCGGACUUCUACUUCGGUGCCAUGGAGAACUGGGGGCUCGUCACGUACAGGGAGCGGGCGCUGCUGGUGGACGAGGCCGAGAGCUCGGCAGCGGCGCAGCGCUACGCCGUCACGACGAUGGCGCACGAGCUGGCGCACCAGUGGUUCGGCGACCUCGUCACGCCGGACUUCUGGAACGUGCUCUGGCUGAAGGAGGGCUUCGCCACCUACUGGGCCUACCACACCGACCUGGGUCUGGUGACGGACUGCUGGGGGCUGAGGGAGCACUUCCUGGUGGAGCAGAUGGCCAUCGCGCUGGACGCCGACGCCUCAGAGUCCACCCACGCGCUCACCUCCGCCCCGGACACGGCCGCCCUCUACGACGACAUUAGCUACUCCAAAGGUGGUUCAAUCCUGCGUAUGUUCAGCAACUGGCUGGGUGAAGAUCAGUUCAACAAGGCACUGAACACAUACCUCCUAAAUAGGAUGUACAGUAGUGCACUGCAGGAGGACUUGUUUGCUGCAGUAGCAGAGGAGGGAUACCCGGAGCUGGCGGACUAUUUGGAGACCUGGACCACCACACCUGGCUUCCCAGUCAUCAACGUCACUCGUGAGGGGAAGAAUGCCACCCUGUCACAGGCCAGGUACCUGCUGAAGCGCCCAGAGAACAGCACUUACUCCACUCCUUGGCCCUCACUUGUCUCCUAUGUGGUGGGCACAGACUUCCAGCAGACAGCCACGAUGAGUGUAUGGGUCAUGGGGGAGGAACCGACCACCAUAGAUGGUUUAGCAGCGGAGGAGCCACUGUUCCUCAACCUCAACUGGACAGGCUUCUUCCGCAUCAACUAUGACGCUGCAAGCUGGCGACUGAUUCAGGAGCAACUGACAUACAACCACCUGGCGGUCCCACGGGAGACGCGAGCCCAGUUGGUGUCUGAUGUGUUCAGCCUGGCACGUUCCGACCAUCUGGACUAUGAGCUGGCCCUCAACUUCUCACUAUACCUGUACCAGGAGGAGGACUACCUGCCGUGGGCCAUCACCUUCCGCGUCUUUGACUACUUGGACACUUUCCUCAUUUCCACUGGACACUACCCUGCAUUUCAGAGCUACGUGAAGUCCCUCCUCGAACAGUUUUAUUGGACGCUGACAUUCUCUACACGCCCGGACGACGACCACAUGACGAGGUCACUGCGUGCGGGGGUUGGGAAGUGGCUGUGCCGUGCGCGCGACUCCUCCUGCCUCGACUACGCGUGGCAGCUCGCGCAGGCAGCAUCCAGUCCCUCAGAUGCCAAUGUGGACCCGGACAUGCGAGCGGCUGUGUACUGCGAGUGGGCGACAGACAAUGCCCAUUGGGAAGCGCUGUGGCAGCACUACCUGCAGACUAAUGUCACCACAGAGAAGCAAGAGGUGCUCUCCGCUCUAGGCUGCUCCCAGGAUGAGGAGAAGCUCAACAUGUAUCUGGGUUAUACCCUGGAAAAAGACAAAAUCAAGCCACAGGAUGCGCAGACUGUUUUUACGAGCGUUUGUACAACACCUGUGGGAGUGAAAGUUGCAACUGACUUCAUUGUAAACAACGCUGAAGCCUUUGCACAGAGCAGAUAUGCAGAAAAGAUCAUAUCAGGACUUGCAAAGAGAGUUACAACAGAAGAGCAGCUUACCCAGCUACAGUCCCUCCAGUCACUCGAGGCACUGCAAAAGAUAAAUUCGACAGUGGAUUCUGCCAUAUCAGCCGCGACAGCACAGGUGGAGUGGGCAGACUCCCAUAUCGGUACUAUUGGCAGCUGGCUGGAGGGAGGCAAUUUCUUUCCAUCUGGCACUUCGAGAAUGUCUUACAACAUGAUGGCCAUCAUACCUGUUAUUUCUGUGGUGCUUCUCAGUAGCAGUUUUUGUGUGUUUUAAGAUGACCAUUCUGCCCCACAAAGUUGUGGUUAUUCCAGUGUGGAGUUUUAAUUAUGUUUUGUUGGUGUAUGAAAUUUUAAAUCACCCGACAAUUUUCUCAGUAAAUGAUACUGUGGAGCUUGGACUGUAUGGUACAAAAAUUUAUUCAACCAAGCUUCCUAAAAAAAUAAAUUUGUUGUGACAGUUGUUUGUUGUAUUUCAGCUUUACAUGUAUUUAGAAAUGCUGUCACAUUAUUUGCUUUUUGGUAAAUUCCUUUAAAUCAGUUAUCACUCAUUUCCAUCGGGGUUUUAUUCUUGAUGCUAGCAGUCAAUUACAGUUAUUAUUACUGUUACCAAGUUUGUCAUUCAUGGUCAGUAGUGCACCAAGAUUACAAUUUCAAGAUGUGCUGAAUAUAAUAAUGUAGACACAAAAAUUUAUAGUAAACGUUCAUAGUACAGUUCUGCCACUCUGUUAAAGUACAUUUAAUCCAUCUGUUUUUGUACUAACAUGGAAAUUCAGUCAAGUGUAGUGGUAACUGUCUUGGACCACAUCUUGAUAAUGCUUUUUUUAAAAAAAACUUAAUUUAGUUUAUGUGCUUGGAAGAUUAAACAGUGACCAAACACGGACAAGCAACGGAUUUGGACAUUUUGUCAGAACUUGAAGAUUUUUAUAUUGUUAUUAGAGGAAAUAAAGAAAACUAUGAUGGCCUAUAUUUUGUGCA